AAGGUAAAGAAUGAAGAAAGGAUAUGGAAAGCACGCAUCAGAUACGCACCCAAUGAGUGUAACUUUCACAAGUAGAACCCGAGAUCCUGAUAGAUGGCAUUGGCAACUAACAUCAAAUCAUCCAGAAGCCAGUAGCGACUAUCGCAGACACCUCUACCAGACGACCUCUCUCAAGAUCAACAACAUUCUCAAAGAUCUGCUCACCAGACUUCAUGAGAGUACUCUACAGACUGUCCUCCUAAGCGGUAGCCCCAAGAAUGCAUCUACUUCUCCACUCAAGCUAUCAGUACCAGCAAAAUACGAGCAUCUAGCUUUGCAGCUCCACCAGCCCACCUCGCAGUUCACUCUUAGACUGCGCCGUACCGAUAAGGAAGCGAUUCAGGAUUUGCUUUUUACUACUACUACUACUACUACUACUACUACUACUACUACUACCGAGCAACAUCAACGACUAAAUGGUUCAGUGGCAUUGCUGUUAGCCCCCUCUUCUUCUUCCUCGCCAUCAAAACCUACUGAUGCAGAGCCUGCCCUCUUCGUACCCGAACAGGGAACUUCUCCCCUCUCCAAGAAAAAUAGGCGUCUCGCCAAGAAGCGUGCUGCGUUCGUUGAAGACGGAGCGUCACAAGCUCAGGAUAAAUACGGCGCCAGCUGCCCGGCUUCAUUUCCGCAUGUCCUGUACCAACCGUCGCGAUUCGGCUUUGACGCCACGCUCCAUGUCCCGCACGAGGUUGAGGAAAUGGGCGACAAGCAAAUUGGUGAGUUUGUUGUGAUGGAAAAGGAGCGACGUGCGUUUUGGAAGAAGAAGACGGCUCAGCUUGCGAGUGGGUUGCGAGAUGAGUGAGUUGGAAGGAAGGACGGUCACAGCGCUAAGAAACGGGU
Bipolaris sorokiniana ND90Pr is the source of this 879-nucleotide messenger RNA. RefSeq lists its product as uncharacterized. The record is from RefSeq and is a predicted model, not a curated record. The transcript is spliced from 3 exons. Bases 11 to 841 code for a protein of 276 amino acids. Lineage: Eukaryota; Fungi; Ascomycota; Dothideomycetes; Pleosporales; Pleosporaceae.